GCUCAGCAAAGUAAGAAUGAACCUGUAUUUAGAUUAGAAGAGGCACAGGGUGCUUUACCAUUAACUAUACCUAGUCACCAGUCAGACAUAUUAUUCAGGUUCCUUAGUGAGCCGCCGGCGUUGCACAUCGUUGCCCUCGUUUUCGUCGUGUUCUCCGUCACUCUUGCCGCCGCCGGAACUUAUUCUCUAUCCGCCGAACGCCACGAAUUCCGUUCAGAUGGCUCAAAACGGGAAACCGCCGAAGCUUCCUGUGGAAGGGAAGCGCAACAUCCUAAUCACCAGUGCCUUGCCUUAUGUCAACAACGUUCCUCACCUCGGAAACAUCAUUGGAUGCGUUCUGAGCGCCGAUGUGUUCGCUCGCUACUGUCGGGUUCGGGGUUACAACACUAUUUACAUCUGCGGUACUGAUGAGUAUGGAACCGCGACAGAGACUAAAGCCAUGGAAGAAAAGUGCUCUCCCAAGGAGAUCUGUGACAAAUACCACGCUAUACAUAAGGAGGUGUACAAGUGGUUCAACAUAAGUUUUGACGAAUUUGGGAGGACAUCAUGCUCUCAGCAAACUGAAGUUUGUCAAGAAAUUUUUAAAAAAAUAUUUGAGAACAAUUGGCUCUCCGAAAACACAAUGCAGCAGCUUUAUUGUGACACGUGUGAAAGGUUCUUAGCUGAUAGGCUUUUGGAGGGAACCUGCCCGACUCUGGGGUGUGAGUAUGAUUCUGCUCGAGGAGACCAAUGUGAGAAGUGUGGAAAACUUCUGAAUCCAACAGAAUUGAAAAAUCCCAGAUGCAAGUUUUGUCAGAAAACUCCUCGAAUUCGGGAUACAGACCAUUUGUUUCUUGAACUCCCUUUAUUGAAGGACAGAUUGGAAAAAUAUAUCACUGAGAUGUCUGUGGCUGGUGGAUGGAGUCAGAAUGCCAUCCAAACAACAAAUUCAUGGCUCAGAGAAGGACUAAAGCCACGCUGUAUUACGAGGGAUCUAAAGUGGGGGGUUCCUGUUCCACAUGAAAAAUACAAAGACAAGGUUUUCUAUGUGUGGUUUGAUGCACCGAUUGGGUAUGUGUCAAUUACUUCAUGCUACACGCGUGAUUGGGAGAAAUGGUGGAAAAACCCAGAGAAUGUGGAGCUGUAUCAGUUUAUGGGCAAGGACAAUGUGCCAUUCCACACUGUGAUGUUUCCAUCUACUCUACUUGGAACUGGUGAGAAAUGGACUUUAAUGAAGACUAUCAGUGUUACCGAAUACUUAAAUUAUGAAUCAGGUAAGUUUUCCAAGAGCAAAGGUAUCGGGGUAUUUGGUAAUGAUGUGAAAGAUACAGAGAUUCCAGUUGAAGUAUGGAGAUAUUACUUGCUCACAAAUAGGCCUGAGGUAUCAGAUACAUUAUUUACAUGGCCUGAUUUGCAAGCUAAAUUAAAUAGUGAAUUACUGAAUAAUUUGGGCAACUUCAUCAACCGAGUUUUGAGUUUUAUUGCCAAACCUGCAGGUCAAGGAUAUGAUUCCAUUAUCCCCUCCAUUCCUGAUGAUGUAAGUGGUGACUCCCAUAAUUUGACCAAAAAAUUAGCUGAUAAAGUUGCUGCAUAUAUAGACCAAUACAUAGAAGCAAUGGAGAAGGUUAAACUAAAGCAAGGAUUGAAAACUGCAAUGAGCAUAUCUAGCGAGGGAAAUGCAUAUCUCCAGGAAGCUCAAUUCUGGCGUCUUUACAAGGAAAACAAACCACUCUGCGCUCUUGUCAUGAAAACUGCAGUUGGGAUUGUAUACCUUCUGGCGUGUUUAUUGGAACCUUUUAUCCCAUCUUUCACACUCGAAGUAUUUAAUCAACUAAAUUUGCCUGCGGAGAUACAUGUCUCACUUUGUGACGAUAAAGGAGAUGUUGAUAGGGUAAAAAGGCCUUGGGAUAUUGUAAGUUCUGGUCAUAAAAUUGGAACACCCAAGCCAUUGUUCAAGGAGCUGAAAGAUGAAGAAGUGGACUUCUACAGGAAGAAGUUCGCUGGAAGUCAGGCCGAUAGGAUUGUGCGAGCUGAGGCCGAAGCUGAAAAUGUUGCCGAGAAACUGAGGAAAACAAAAGUUUCAGAUGGGAAUGGAAAGAAAAAACCAGCAAAAUCAUCUAAUGAAGCUAAAAACAAAGCCGUGCCUGAACCAGAUAUUACCAUCACAAGGCUUGAUAUUCGGGUUGGCCUUAUAACAAAAGCUCAAAAACAUCCCGAUGCAGAUGCACUGUAUGUUGAAGAAAUUGACGUUGGGGAGGAACAGACCAGAACUGUUGUCAGUGGGCUCGUCAAAUACAUACCACUUGAUGAAAUACAGAAUCGAAAGGUCUGUGUUCUUUGUAACCUAAAGCCAGCCUCCAUGAGAGGCAUUAAAUCCCAAGCCAUGGUUCUUGCUGCAUCAAAUGAUGAUCAUUCCAAGGUUGAGUUGGUUGAGCCUCCCAGUUCUGCUAAAGUUGGAGAAAGAAUUACAUUCCCAGGAAGUGAAGGUAAUCCUGAUGAACUCUUAAAUCCAAAGAAGAAAGUUUGGGAAACAUUGCAAGUCGAUCUUCACACUAAUGAGGAUCUGGUAGCAUGCUACAAAAAUGUUCCACUCACCACCUCAGCAGGCGUUUGCAAGGUUUCAUCCAUACGCGGUGGAUCUAUAAAGUAGACAAGCAUCAAAGUAUUUGGAGUUCAAAAUGAGAAAAAAAAGGCAAUUAAAAAAAAGUAGAAAAACAAUUCUUCUCACUUACCAUCCUAUUGGCAGUUUUGUUGCCUUUUUCGUUAGCAGUAGAUGUAGAAUUGCUUGUGUAAUUUGAUUUGUUUUCUUCACCUUCAUUUCAACUGCUUUUUUUGAUGAGCUGGAGCCAAAAUAUCGACAUUUUUUUUAAUAUAAUUUUGUUUCCUAUUGAAGGAACAUUGCUGGUUUA
Molecule: messenger RNA, 2888 nt
Organism: Vigna angularis (adzuki bean)
Lineage: Eukaryota; Viridiplantae; Streptophyta; Magnoliopsida; Fabales; Fabaceae
Product: probable methionine--tRNA ligase
Exons: 17
Coding region: 218-2629 (803 amino acids)
Biological process (GO): methionyl-tRNA aminoacylation
Cellular component (GO): cytosol; aminoacyl-tRNA synthetase multienzyme complex
Molecular function (GO): tRNA binding; ATP binding; methionine-tRNA ligase activity
Source: RefSeq, a predicted model, not a curated record